Prorocentrum cordatum is the source of this 399-nucleotide messenger RNA. The record is from the annotation of a GenBank genome assembly. Lineage: Eukaryota; Dinophyceae; Prorocentrales; Prorocentraceae.
GAGCUCGCCCUCGGCAUCCGCGCCCGCCUCCCGGCGGCGCCCCGGGCGACGCCGCGCGAGCCGGUGCUCCCGCGCCCGGCGGCGCUCCCGGCCCGCUGCGGAGCUGAGCGCCCCCCGCGGCACUCCACCCUGGCGGCGCUGGCGGGAGCGACGCCGCUGAACGCGGGCUCGCGGUGCCCGCCGGAGCGCCGAGAGGACGGCGCAGGGUUGGCCCGGUGGCCGCGCCCCGUGGCCACGCCCGGCCCACGCCGCGCGCGAGAGGCGAACCUGCGCUGGGAGGCUGCGGGCUACGGCUUCGCUGGCCCGCCUGGCGCCGUGGCGCCGCGCGGCAGGGUCGGCUUCGGCGGGGCGGAGGUUCAGAGGCCUGGGGGACGGGCUGCGCACCGACGGCCCCGUUGA